Messenger RNA from Diversispora eburnea, 855 nucleotides. The record is from the annotation of a GenBank genome assembly. Lineage: Eukaryota; Fungi; Glomeromycota; Glomeromycetes; Diversisporales; Diversisporaceae.
AUGACUUCAAUUGAAAAAGCAAACAACUUGUUAGUUGAUUUACAUGUAAAAUACAUUCAAUCUCUUGAUACGAAAAAAGAUGAUUUAGAAUAUUGGUUUACAGAACAUCUUCGUCUUAGUGGUGUUUAUUGGGGCUUAACAGCUUUAGAUUUAUUGAAAAAUGUUAACAUGCUUAAUAGAGAAGACGUGGUGAAGUAUGUGGUUUCUUGUGGAUUUGGUGGACAUAUUGGUCAUGAUCCACAUUUGACACAUACUCUUUAUGCUGUACAAAUUUUGGUUAUUGAAGAUGCUUUAGAUUCUGUUAAUACUGAGAAGAUUAUAGAAUAUGUCAAAUCAAGACAAGAUCCCCAAACGGGGGCAUUUACUGGUGAUGAAUGGGAAGAAAUUGAUACUCGAUUCUCUUAUUGUGCAAUUUCAUGUCUUUCUUUAUUAAAACGUUUAGAUGCAAUAGAUGUUAAAAAAGCUAUUGAAUUCAUUAUGCUUUGUAAAAAUUUUGAUGGUGGAUUUGGUAAUACUCCUGGAGCUGAAUCUCACGCUGUCUUUUGUUGUGUUGGUGCAUUGGCAAUUGUAAAUUCUUUACAUUUGGUUGAUGCAGAUUUACUUGGUUGGUGGUUAUGUGAAAGACAAUUGAAAAAUGGAGGAUUGAAUGGAAGACCUGAAAAACUUGAAGAUGAUCCAGAAUCUGGAGGAAUUGCUGAUCGACCAGGUGACAUGGUUGAUGUAUUUCAUACUCUUUUUGGAAUUGCAGGAUUAUCAUUGUUAGGAUAUCCAGACUUAAAAUCAGUUGAUCCAGUUUAUUGUUUACCAAAAUAUGUUGUUCAAAGAAUUGGUUUAGCAGAAAGAUAUCAUGUGUAA